Molecule: messenger RNA, 2097 nt
Organism: Gadus macrocephalus (Pacific cod)
Lineage: Eukaryota; Metazoa; Chordata; Actinopteri; Gadiformes; Gadidae
Gene: pitpnb
Product: phosphatidylinositol transfer protein, beta
Exons: 12
Coding region: 453-1298 (281 amino acids)
Biological process (GO): phospholipid transport
Cellular component (GO): cytoplasm
Molecular function (GO): phosphatidylcholine binding; phosphatidylinositol binding; phosphatidylinositol transfer activity
Source: RefSeq, a predicted model, not a curated record
CGUAUUUAGACUGACAUUAUACAGUGACACAUGUUUCCUUUCCGUGGUCAAAAUUCUCUAUUUUAAUUGUGUAUUUAAUCAGUGUUUCCGUGUUUUGCACGCUCCUAAAGACAGUCUCUAAGGAGACUGAUUUGAGCUGGGUGGAUCAGAAGACGAUAGGCAGUCACCGGUCCGUUUAGGCGUUGCUAGUUUAUUGCAAAGGGGUGGAUGUAAUGAUUUGUACAACAUAAACUACAAGAUGAAUAAUACUGCUGAUAUGAUACACUUGUAUGUACACGCUUGAUAUUCCCCGUGUCGGGAGUCCUUCUGCUUCCGAUGUCUCCCUGUAAGCUUGUUGUCUCGUGAGUUCCAGAUUAAGGGUCCAUCCUCACUGGAUUUACAGUUCCCUAGCCGCUAGCUGCAGUGCUAUCCGGCUAGCCUCCAAGGUGCUAGCCCCUAUUGGACUUGCAUCUAUGGGUCUCGGUCCCAUGGUGCUAACCUCCAUAGCACCGACCCACCCAGGCAGCCGCGUGGUUCUACCUGUUUCUGUGGAAGAGUACCAAGUGGGGCAGCUGUACUCUGUGGCUGAGGCCAGCAAGAACGAGACGGGGGGCGGGGAGGGCAUCGAGGUGCUGAAGAAUGAACCGUAUGAGGCGGAGGGGGGAGAGAAGGGACAGUUCACACACAAGAUCUACCAUCUGAAGAGUAAAGUCCCGGGGUUUGUGAAAUACAUCGCCCCAGAGGGAGCGCUGACUUUUCACGAAAAAGCCUGGAAUUCUUAUCCGUACUGCCGCACCAUUGUGACGAAUGAGUACAUGAAGGAUGACUUCAUGAUAAAGAUUGAGACUUGGCAUAAACCUGACAUGGGCACAGUAGAAAAUGUCCAUGACUUGAAUGACAUUGAUUGGAAGGAUGUGGAGGUCGUCCCUAUAGAUAUUGCUGAUGGAGAGGACGUGGCCGCCGCGGACUACAAGCCGGAUGAGGAUCCGUCGCUGUUUCAUUCAGAGAAGACGGGCAGAGGUCCUCUGAGUCCGGACUGGAAGAAUGAGCUGAAAGCUGACUGUCCUAACAUGUGUGCAUACAAACUGGUCACGGUCAAGUUCAAGUGGUGGGGUCUGUCAACCAAAGUGGAGCACUUCAUCCAUAAGCAAGAGAAGCGCAUCUUUACCAACUUCCAUCGCCAGCUGUUCUGCUGGAUCGACAAGUGGAUAGGGCUGAACAUGGAGGACAUCCGGCGGAUGGAAGAGGAGACCCAGAGAGAGCUGGACGAGAUGCGUCCCAAGGGAGAUGUGCGGGGCACCACGGCAACAGAAGAGUAGGUUACUCUAGAGAGACUGGAGACGGGCUGACUUCGCAAGGUGGGUCCGAUCCGAGGCAUGAGUGCUGCUCACGAGCAAUGAGGCCAAACAACCCUCCAACCCCACCAUGACGACGUCGUCGAAGACGCGCCCCGUCGGAGCGGGCCACGGGCCCGGGCUUCGCUCUGCCGCCUGUCACCCUUCUCACAUGAUUCAUUCUGGGGUUUGACCACAUUGGUAAAACAGUACUGUACAGAUUCUACUCAAAUCAUUAGCCUCCCCAUAACUCUUGAAAAAUAAUACAGUUUUGCAGAAUUAUUUAAACGAAAAAAGGACGAGAAAAAGGAAACUUUUUGCACAGAAUGCAAAUUGCCUGAUAUUGAAUUAUCGACUGGUUUAUGGAAAUGGUUUUAUUGUUUUUAUUCAAGUGUCUCACUCCUGGGCAUGAAUUAUGAGAUUCCCUGAUAUUUUCCCUUGUAGUAGGGAUAUUUCCUUUUACCUCUGUAAAUCUCCACUAAAGUCACCAUACCUUUCCUCCUCCUUUUAGCAAAAAGAAAUUCCCCUUAUCUCACCGUCCACUCUAUCUGGCUGUGGAGUGGAUCCUUUUUCUUUUUUUAAAGAAACAUUGUAAGAAACUGCAAAGACUAAUAGUGUAUAUAAUGGUGUAUGUAUUUUAGUCUCUACAAGAAAAAUUUGUGCUAAAGCCUGAAUUAAUAAGUUAAUCACUAUUGGUUUUUAACCAUGCCUCCACACACACACACACACACACACACACACACACACACACACACACACACACACACACACACACACACACACA